Molecule: messenger RNA, 315 nt
Organism: Podospora pseudopauciseta
Lineage: Eukaryota; Fungi; Ascomycota; Sordariomycetes; Sordariales; Podosporaceae
Exons: 2
Coding region: 1-315 (104 amino acids)
Source: RefSeq, a predicted model, not a curated record
AUGCUCUUCCAUAGCCUGGCCAGCCAGGAGUUCCUCUGGGCCGGUGGAGCCCUUUCGGGAGUUGCCAUCCACCUAACACUCUUCAUCCGUGGCGAGUGGCAUGUUCACGCUCCAGAAAUCAUCUGUGCCUACGGCGCCCUCGUCGCUGUCUCAACCCUGGCCGGAAUCCUCUAUGAAGCUUCAAUCAUCGGGCAGGCACUCGCCUGCCACUUGCUAGGCCCUGCCGAGGUCACGGUAUUCCUCCCUGAGGCUCCCGACGUCAUGACAAGCCGCCACUCCAACUGCGUCAAAGCUGAAUUCUAUGAUCUGAUAUGA